Seminavis robusta is the source of this 2848-nucleotide messenger RNA. The record is from the annotation of a GenBank genome assembly. NCBI's taxonomy places the organism in Eukaryota, Bacillariophyta, Bacillariophyceae, Naviculales, Naviculaceae.
UUCUGUGAACUUGGAGCCGCUCACUUACUUAGCUGCUGUCAUUUUGCCAGUCUGUCGGUAAGCUGGACGUUUUUAUGCUUCAGGAGGUUCGGGUCGUAACUGGUACCCCAUUGUCCGCCAAGCCACGAAGGGCGACAGCCCCCACCAUUUUUCGGGAAGACCGGAGAGGACCUACUAGCUAGCUACCGUAAAGGAUUUGAGCACACAACUCAAGGAUUGAUCGGAUUGGCACAAUAGCUAGCUACCGGUAGCUAGCAGUUCGGAACUCUAAGCAACCACAAUUGGAAGCAACUUCGCAUUUUGCUCAGCACCUUGUGCACUCAACCCCCACUUGCUGUUUUGAUUGUAGUAAAGGCACGUUCUUGGCUUCUAUAGUAGUUCCGCCAAGGACAGGAAGAGGAGGAGCCGAAGCCUCGAACACAAACUAAUACCUAUUGAUACCAAAAAUUUGCAGCCUUGAUAUACAUAUACAUACCUUAAGCAAAAGUACAUCACUACAUCAAAGUUCCAACAGAUCAAAGGCAUUAGUGAAAGGAGAGAAUGGAUCAGAAACCGCCAGCAAAAGACGGAGGUAAAAGAAAACGAGACGAGACGGAGGGAGACAAAGAUGAAGCCAAGCCAAGCACUCAAUCAUCCGAUGAUGACGAAUCACAGGAAGAGUCCAUGAAGACUGAAGCAGACUAUUCGAAUCUGGAGCGCCUCCGCAAACAGAAGCGGCUGGCUAUGAACAGAGAGUCUGCACGCAAUCGUCGAAAAUUUAAGAAGGAGAAGCUAGAAACACUUGCAGCGCAGGUUGAAAGGCUAAAUCAAGCCAAUCAGGCGCUUCAGGCUACCGUUCAGACUCUUUCAGGAAAGGUACAGCAGCUGGAAGGCGAAUUGAGCGUGGCCAGGUCAACCAUUGCAGUGCUCACGGGGUCAUCAGCACCACCUGGGAGAGCGUCAAUAUCCACGUCGGCAGUCCUUCCCGCGGCUGCUACUGCUGCAGCUUCGCCACCCCAAUUGUUACCAGGGAGCGCUUCCUUGACCAACAAUUCGCCUGCCGACCCACCUCUGCAAGGAGCUGCUGCUGCUUCUGCGUUGCAGCUAUUGUCGGGUAAUGUGGCAGCAAGGACCCCAGCAUCGGCAGCGGCCGAGUCGUUGCUAGGCAGCAGUACCGCCGCUGGUCGUUCGUCCGCGGAUGCCAGGCCCUCCUCUUCGCGUCUCGGUCUGGAAUCCUCUUCCGAUCGAAUUGGUUCCGACCGAGACUUAGUGGCGCAGCUACAGCAAACGCUUGCACAGGGAGGACAUCUAAUGUCGGUGCCACAAGCUCAGCAUUUUAUCCAGCUCACCCAAAAUCAAACCAGUACUCAGCCAUCAGCUGCGAUUGCUCAAAUGGAGCAGCUCCUGGCGGGUUCGAGGCUUGCUGGUGCUUUUCCCAUUUCCCAGCUUGAUAGGAUUUCCACUGGACUGACAUUAAAUUCGUUAUCUGUUUCCACAAAGGGUAAUCAGCAAUCCACCCUUAGUGUCGACGAUGUCUUGCGACUUGUAGGGCAGGGCCAAAGAGGGGUUGCUCUCCUGGCAGCUGCUGGGGCAAAUACAACAGCUGGGAAUGCAGCUUCAAAUACCGGUACUGUGGCAGAAGGGUCCGUCAAUCCUCUCCUGUCCAUGCUACGGGGAGCCGGGGGCUCUGCAGCGGCAGCUGGGACAGGUGCCUUGGGUCUUGCAGCGGCAGCCGGAACAGGUGCUUUUGCAGCGGCAUCCGGGAACCAAGACUCUCGGAAUCAAAGUGGUGCCACAGAUGAUGCUUCUGUCAACCUGAUUGCUCUCCUCCGUGCUCAUGGUGGAUCUGGCGGCUCUGCCAAUUCAUCAAGCCACACGGGCUCUACCAGACGUCCAGGUGUCGACCCAUAAUAAGAAUCCAGUUGAUUGUCGGCCCAGCAUAAAUUUGGUAAUGAUGUUGGAUACAUGUUCGAGGAAUUGCUUUGGCUGGGUGAUACGUUCUAAAGGACGUGGUUUCGGCGAGGUCUUGGCAUGCCUUUGGCAUGCCUCAGGUUUGUUGAUGUGAUGUGAUAUGGGUGUUGUAAUGCUCGAGGCGUGAGUAAGGCUCAAGGCGUGAGUCCAUCCGGAGGACGAAAUGAUACCGCAAAGACCAACAAUGUAUUCGGUACCGGAUUGAGACACCUCAGAAGAGGAGCUCUCUCCGAAAAGGCGCCCUUUCUCUCUCGCACUCCAGCUGACUCGCGUUGGAUUGGGUCGAAUUCUCCACCGUGGGAUUGUCCAUUGUCCUUCACAGAGAGCAUGUAUUCAUGUGGGAACGAUGAACGAGGAAGGGCUCGAGAAAGGCUGACAAGUGCAGUUUGGGGUUGUGUCUACUAGACCCUGAUCAGAACAUUGGAUGUUCGGUUGCACAAAGAUUCCCACGCGACUUCACGGAGAGAGGAGCUCUUGAGACUGAACGUAGCAGCGGGCAGCGGGGAAUGCCGCAUCUUUUUUUAGGCUCCUAUAGAGGAUACCAUUGCAGCUUGAUCAUAACCUCGGGUUGCAUUUCCUUUUUGAAAGCAGCCCUCAGAAGAGGGGCAAACACCUCAGAUGCACGGUAUCAUGGCACUUCCCCUUCAUGCGAUGGUUGGCGUAAGCUUAGCAAAGAAGCAGCGACUGAUCGUAAUAAAGAGAUCGAUCGCCACCAACGUGGGUUUUUGUGGUCGGUUUCUAAGCGGGAGUCUGAAGGCCCCCUAAUGCUCUGAAACGUUGUGACUCCUCUAAGGGCAUUGAGCGUGCUGUACUGUACCCCAGUACCAUUUCAUGCGUCUCUCGCCACAUUCAAAACCGUCCAUCGGUAGUCCCAUCUAAUCCCAAUAGUCACCAUAGC